AUGAAGACGAGAGCCAAGACGGCGGCCAGUCGCAAGGCGAUGAGCGGACGCCAUGAUGGCUACAAUCAAGACAAGGCCGUCAGCAGUGCGGAGAAGAAGAGACAGAAGCGUCAGAUCAAGGCCAAGGCCAAGGUGAAGCACGCAACGAAAGUCGAGGCCAAGAAACGAUGGACCAAGAAGGAGCGCUUAAGUAGCAGCAGCGACAACAACACGAGUGACGCGCUACUUCAGCCUGAAGUGGACGAUGGGUUCAUCCAGUUUGAAGCCAGUACAAACCGUGGCAGACGUGGAGAGGACAGCACAAGUGGACAUAGAACACACGAGACGUCACAAGAGGAGACAGACGCUGCUGCUGCUGCUGCUGCUACUUCUUACGCUGGACGUGCGGCCGUGGAUGGUGCAAGAGAAGGCGCGGAACGAUGGAGUCGGGAGGAGCUUAUUCAGGAGAUGCGGGAGAUCGUCAAGGAGCUGUGGCCAGGAGCGACGGUCGAGACCUUUGGCUCCCAUUACACGCAAAUGUUUCUGCCUCAGAGUGACAUUGACAUGGUGCUCUUUGGUGUUCCUGGGGGAACGGAGCCGCUGUUUAAACUCGCGCAGUGUCUCGAAGAGAAGGACUUGGUAAGUUAUCUUGAGGUGAUCCACAAGGCUCGGAUUCCGAUCGUCAAGAUGGUGCACAAAGCUAGCGACAUCCACGUCGACGUGUCGUUUAAUGUAGCAGGUGGCUUGGCCACGGGUGACCUCGUGAAACACUUUAUGCGCGUGUACCCGUCGUUCCGUCCACUGACGCUUGUACUGAAGUACUUUAUGGCGCAGCGAGGACUGAAUGAGACGUACUCGGGUGGUGUGGGGUCUUUCUUGCUACAGCUCAUGGUCGUGAGCUUUUUACAGCACAAUGGACGUGCACUGGGGGCUAAACACGAUGAUCCCAGGUUUAACAAUUUGGGGCAAUUGCUGGUGGGAUUCUUUACGUUGUACGGAAGGGAUUUUAAUUACACGGAUCUUGGCAUUUCGGUGCGAAAUGGUGGCUCAUACUUUUAUAAGGAAGACCGCUAUUGGUGUGAUGCUGGACGACCCUUUCUGAUCGCCAUGGAAAACCCGAAUGAACCGAGCUUGGACGUUGGCAAGAAUUCGUUUGAAAUUCGCACGGUCCAGCGUUCUUUCGACUAUGCUCGUCAAGUAUUACAGAACGAAAUUUGCCGUCAUGGUCGCUUCAAAUCUCUUUCUGGUAGCAUUCUGGGCACGAUUAUUCAGGGAGAUAGUAACCUGAUAAAGCGAGAUGCGCCUGAUAGUUUUGGUUUCGAUGUUCUACACCACGAUCCCGAAAAGACGGCCGCGAUUCGCAAGCAGUACGAGAUGCGGCGUGAUGAGGAAAUGAACAAGAAGCGUGCAGCAGAGUCGGCACAGCAGAAUCGACGAAGGGGAGGCGCUAACGAUCCACCUUACAAACGAUGGAGAGAACGAUCUAGUCGGGCAUACUAA
Molecule: messenger RNA, 1479 nt
Organism: Peronospora matthiolae
Lineage: Eukaryota; Oomycota; Peronosporomycetes; Peronosporales; Peronosporaceae
Source: the annotation of a GenBank genome assembly